Symbiodinium natans is the source of this 1863-nucleotide messenger RNA. Lineage: Eukaryota; Dinophyceae; Suessiales; Symbiodiniaceae. The record is from the annotation of a GenBank genome assembly.
AUGCCGCAGAAGUGGCGCUCCCGACCACGCCACGGCAAGGGACCAGCUGGAGGUCCCGCAAAGAGGACUCAGGAGAAGAGCUCCCGUGCGCAAGAUCUCACAAAGACCAUUGCCGAGCUCGCACGCAACAAACAGUUGAAACGAGCCAUCGCCACCUUCCACAAGUUUGAGGAAGAGGGCCUGCAGCCCAGCGUGUACACCUUCUCCAGCCUCAUCAACGCGUAUGUGCGCGCUGCAGACGUCCCGGGAGCUUUGGAAGUAAUGUCCGCGAUGAAACGGCAUGGCAUCAAACCCAAUGUGAGCAUCUUCACAAUUCUGCUCAAGGGCUACAGCCAAGAGGGCAAGAUGAACGCCGCGCGGGCACUUCUGGAUGAAAUGAUUGCGCAGGGGGUUGCGCCAGAUGCCCGCGCUGUCAAUGCCUUCUUCCGAGGCUGCUUAUACCAUGGUGAUGUGCCGCUAGCUAGCGAUGUCUUCAGCAAGAUGGAGAGCAGCUGGCAGCUUGUCCCAGAUUCGAUCAGCCUCCGCUACGUUGUGCAGCUGCUCAGCCAGGGCCUGCGAGUGAGCGCGAUCAAGGAGCUGAUGAAGAAACUGCAGAAGGCGAACCCUCUGACCGAACACGGCGGUGGGAAGACGAUGGGCCGGCAAGCCUGCAAGUUUUGGGCAUCUGGGACGUGCACCAAGGGAGUAAACUGCAAGUUCCACCACGACCUGGAAGCGUCACCUGAGAGCCAGGAGCGCAUGCAGCAGGAGAAGGUUGCUGCAAUGGCUGCAAUGAACCUGUCUAUGGCCCAUGCUGCGGCGAUGCUUGGUCGUUGGCCCCUUUGCCGGCGAGCACUGAAAUGCGCAGAGGACUUCUACGAAUCGACUGAAGAAGGUGGCCAGGGCGGUGUUGGAAGUCAUGGUCUUUUCCAAGAGCUGAGUCGCGAAGAAGCCUCCAGAGAGAUACAGCGGAUCUCUCAUUUCCUCAACCAAGAGCAGCCACCCGAGCCAUAUUCAUUUCUUUGUCGCACUUUUCUUUUCGGCACGGAGCCCUGUACGGAGAAAGCUGAGUUGGCGCAGUGCUGUGUCGACGAGCUUGUCCGUUCCUUUGGGCUUGGAGAGGUGCUCCUGCGUGUGGGCCUCUCGGAGGAAGACGCGCGGACAUCGUUUCGGCUUUGCCUCUCGAAGAAGCUGCGCCUGCGCGGUUCGCAGAUUUUUGCGCCGGAGCUGCACGGCAAGAGGAAGAUUGAGAGUGACCCACCUUUGCCCAUGAAGAUGGAGAUAUGCUCAGGCAAUGGUGAUUGGGUCAUUGCGCAGGCCAAGGCAGAUGAAGGGCUGGCCAACUGGAUGGCGCUGGAGCUCCGACAUGAUCGCGUGCAUCAGAUCUUCAGCCGAAUGGUUUUCCGCAAGGCAUGUAACCUUUGUCUGCUCCGUGGUGAUGCCGGGCGAGUUGUUCCAGCGCAUGUGCAGCCGGAGUCCAUGUCGCAUGUCUUCAUCAACUUUCCUGAGCCACCUCACUUUUCAGGAGACGAGACUGCGGAGAGCAAAAGCGAGUUGUUGACGGGCAGCUUCUUUUCCCAGCUCCACACGAUCUUGCAACAGGAUGGCAAACUUACCAUCCUGUCCGACAACUGGAGGUAUGUUCGGCGUCUUGUGCGAACGCUUGCUGAGUUGAGGGAUGAGAACGAGCAGAUGUUCCUGUCAGCUGGGCCACGCAAUGCCAAGAACGCGGAGCUCUGUGAAACCCUGUAUGGCAUCGAUCUGUUCUGCGGAAUGCCAGACAAGCACGUGGGCCACAAGAAGAAGACGACCUCCUAUUUUGACCGCCUCUGGACAAAGGGUCAGCACCUGGACAGAUACUACUUCAUGGUUCAAAAAGCUUGA